AUGGCUGGUGACCAAAGCUUCUUGGACACCAUUGAGAAAGGAAAAUCCAACAAAGGCAAAAAUUGGUCUAGUGAUGAGGACAAGGUUCUCAUAGCAGCAUGGGCAAAUACAAGUUUGGAUAUUGUUGGGAUAGGUCAAAACCGAGAUGCUUAUUGGGAUAGAAUUUCAGAGUACUACAACAAACACAAGGAAUCAUCAUGGCCGGAGCGUAAUGCUAAUGCAAUCAAUUGCCGUUACACAACGAUUAACAGAGAGACCUCUAAAUUUUGUGGUUGCCUUCAGCAGAUUUUAAAUAGGCAAGAAAGUGGAAGGACUAUAGAAGAAAAGACAAACGAUGCACACAUUUUGUUCAAGGAAAUGGAUCUUAAAAAAAGGAAGCCUUUCACACUGAUGCAUUGCUAUGUAGAGUUUUCAAAGUAUCCAAAGUGGCAGACAAGAGAAGUUGAAACUUCUCUUAAGAAACAAAAGAAGACCAUUGAUGCAAGUCUGGGCACAUCCACCAAUUAUCCGGCUGAUGCAUCCUCGGUACGUACUGAUGCUACCUCGAUACGCACUGAUGCUCUUGAACAUGAGAAAAGACCUGAUGGUGUGAAGAGGGACAAGAGAGGUAAAGCUGAUGACAGUGCUUGCAAGCUGUCAUUAGAAACUGUGUGGGCAGCAAAGCUAGAGAAGGAUGAGAUCAAAGAGGCGGCAAGAAAUGAUCGCUACACACAGCAAUUGGAAUUGCGAAAAGAGGAGAUUGCACUCAAAAAGAAUGAGGAUGCACGAAACGAGAGGGAGGAUGCACGGAGACAGUUUGAAUUAGAUGAGAGGGUCAUGCUCAUCGACACAAGUGGUAUGACUGAUAUUCAAAAGCAGUUCUACCAAGCUAAGCAGAAGGAGAUCCUUGCUCGUGGCCUAGGGUAA
Triticum aestivum (bread wheat) is the source of this 906-nucleotide messenger RNA. Its product is annotated as glutathione S-transferase T3-like. The coding region runs from base 1 to 906 and encodes 301 amino acids. The transcript has 3 exons. NCBI's taxonomy places the organism in Eukaryota, Viridiplantae, Streptophyta, Magnoliopsida, Poales, Poaceae. The record is from RefSeq and is a predicted model, not a curated record.